AUGCGAAGAAAACUUGCAUCUGGAAGAGUUGGAUCCAAGGUCGUCUGGUCCCUGGUGGAAGAACGGCAGAGAUAUUCCUCUAAAGACAUAAUCCCUCAUCUAAAUCAGGAAGAUGGAACUGUUGCAACCAGCAAUCAGGAGAAGGCUGUUCUACUGGCAAACCACCUUGCUGCCAAGAUGCAAGUCCCUGAUCCUGAACGUCAGCCUUCACAUCCUGCUCCAAGCACUGUGUCUAGGAUUACUGAAGUGGUUAUAAAGCAGGCUGAAGUUCUCCAUCUCCUUAAAAUGCUAGACACAAGCAAAGCUGUGGGACCAGAUAAGAAAGGAAGAAAUGCCAACCACUUCAAGACUCAUCAAUCACAAACUUUCAUCGAUUUCUAUCUGGGGAAAAGAAGAAGUGAAGAAGAAGAAGAAGAAGAAGAAGAAGAAAACAGAAGAAAAACAGAAGAAAAGAAGAAAAAAGAAGAAGCAUACAAAGAAGAAGUAGAAGUAGGAAAAGAAGAAGAAGCAGGAAACGAAGGAGAAGAAGAAGAAGAAAAAGAAACAGAAGAAGAAGAGGCAGGAAAAGAAGAUGAAGGCGAAAAAGAAGAAGGAAAAACAGAAAAAGAAGAAGCAGGAAGAAAGAAGAAGGAGAAGAAAAGGAAUAAAAAAAAGAAGGAGAAGAAAAGGAAUAAGAAAAAGAAGGAGAAAAAAAGAGAAUGGCAGAAUCCAAACGAUGAAGUGGGCACACUAGUUCGUGCCACCAAGGCGGAGAUACUAACUCUAGUAAACGAGUACAACCUUAUGGCCCCACAUGGAGCCACUAAAACUGAUUUACCCAACAUCAUUUUGGACCACUUAUUAGAUAAUGAUGCUAUUACACCUGAAUCUCAUGAACAGUAUUUAAUUGCAGACAAGAGCGCCUUGGCAGCCAUGAAAUUGAAGCUAGAACUCGCUAACGGGAACGCGAACGAACGUGAAGCUGCCCUACAACGUGAGCAGGUUGAAUUCCAACGAGAGCGUGAUCAGGAAAUGCUCGAGUUCCGAGAACGGGAACUUGAGAUACAACGUGAACUCUAG
Molecule: messenger RNA, 1059 nt
Organism: Procambarus clarkii (red swamp crayfish)
Lineage: Eukaryota; Metazoa; Arthropoda; Malacostraca; Decapoda; Cambaridae
Source: RefSeq, a predicted model, not a curated record